AUGUUCAGCAUCACUGGUGCUAUAGCCAAGACGGCUGCAACGCGACCUAUACAUUUUCUUGUCGUGCCGGCAUUACUUGCAUCGGUUGCUUAUUUGUCAAUUGUUGAUGAAUAUGUACCAUCAUCCGAUGGUAUUAGUUAUUACCACUCGCCAAGUCCCUUGAAUGAGUGGGUGCACAUUAAUGAGGAACAAAUUGGAGAUUUUGCAAAUUGCGAGCAUAUAACUUUGGCGCCUGUCAGAUUUAGAAGUUUCCACACAGUACCGCAACUCCCAAAUGCAAUUAGCUCCAAUGGCAAUGAACAGAUCUUGCUCGUUGAUAAUGAGACCAAUUUGGACACAAUUACGAUAGACGGUGUGACGUGGAAGUUGACAGAGGGCCACAAGAUUAUCAAGUAUUACGAAUACCUUAGGAAGGAGAUUUACAAAUUGCAAGAGUCAUUUGAAAAAGCUGACAAUUUUGAUAUCAUCUUGAUUUUAGUUGCAUACAUUGCCAUGUGGUAUACGUUGAUCAAAGUUUUUUUGGACAUUAGAAAGCUAGGUUCUAAGUUUUGGUUGGCUUUCUCGACAUUAGUGUCUUCUACGUUUGCAUUUUUAUUCGCUUUGGUGGUGUCCAUUAAACUUGAUAGAAAAGUAUCAUUGUUAAGUCUUUCAGAGGGGAUUCCAUUUUUAGUUGCUAUUAUUGGCUUUAAACACAAGGUAUCAAUUGCUACCGUUGUUCUGAAGUCGUCAACAGUAUCACCCGAAGAUGUUCCCCAUAUAGUUUCACAAGCAAUUUCUUCACACACUUUGAGCAUGUUUAGGGACCACGUUGUUGUGAUUGGAGCUUUAGUUGCUUGUGCAGUUUAUGCCAACCAUUUAACGGGGUUGAGAAACUUUUGUAUUCUUAGUGCUUUUAUAUUGGCCUUUGACUUGAUAUUGGUACACACAUUCUAUGCAGCCAUUUUGGCGUUGAAAAUAGAGAUAAAUCGUGCCAGAAGAACAGAAGAUUUGAAAAAUGCAUUGGAAGAAGAGGGCAUCUCCUCAUUGGUAGCUGCAAGGGUUGCUGAACAAUCAUCCAUUAUUGAACAUCCAAACGAAACUAACUUUUUCCAAGACUACUCAAUAUUAUCUUUUAAGGUUGUUAUGAGCGUUGGAUUUAUCGCGUUUAAUGUGUUUUGGGUGGGAAGCUCGUGGAUGGAGGGUAGGUCUGGGUCAUCACUAAAAAUCCCGGAAACUGUCACCAUUGGUAGCGAUGGCACAUUAUUGACUAUUCUCCCAACAAGGUUUUACGUUCAUGGUUUUGCGUCACAAGUGGAAGACUUUGUUUAUCUCGUUCUUGCAAAAAUUAGUGAUGCUAUCAAGGAUAGUUUGAUUUCCAAGUUUCUUCUUUUUGGAUUUGGUGUUUCUAUUGUGUCCAACAUUUAUUUUUUAAAUGCCGCUAGAUAUCAAGUUACAGCAACCCACAAAUUGCUUGAAAAUGAAAUGUUGAAGCCCGCUGAGGUUAAAGAGAAUCGCAAAGAUGAAACUACAUUUGAAGCACUUGAAAUGGAGGUUGGAGGAGGCAAAGGAGCUUCUUCUAGAGACCUCCAAGAAUGUAUUGCCUUUCUCAAAGAUGGUAAAGUCAAAUCCCUUACCAACAGCGAAAUCACUUCUCUUGUUGUAAGUGGAAAGUUACCACUUUAUGCAUUGGAAAAACAGUUGGCAAACAAUGCUAGAGCAGUUGUUGUACGCCGUAAAGCAAUCGCCAAGUUAGCCAAUGCUCAAAUUGAUAGGCUUCCUCAUUUAAAUUAUGACUAUGACAAGAUCUUUGGCGCGUGUUGUGAGAACGUGGUUGGUUACAUGCCACUUCCCGUUGGUGUUGCGGGUCCGUUGAUUAUUGAUGGAAAGAGUUACUACUUGCCUAUGGCCACAACUGAAGGAUGUUUGGUAGCCUCCACACAAAGGGGUUGUAAAGCUAUUAAUAGUGGGGGUGGAGUGACAACAGUAUUGACGAGAGAUGGUAUGACUCGUGGUCCUUGUGUCAAAUUUGGUUCACUAGCAAGAGCUGGAGCAGCAAAAUUGUGGAUUGACUCUCCCGAAGGCCAACAGGCUUUGAAAAACUCAUUUAAUUCAACCUCCAGAUUUGCACGUCUUCAACAUAUUCAGACGGCUCUUGCUGGUACUUUGUUAUUUAUAAGAUUUAGAACAACAACUGGAGAUGCAAUGGGAAUGAAUAUGAUUUCAAAGGGAGUGGAAUACUGUUUGCAUCAAAUGGUGAAUAAGUUUGGAUUUGAAGAUAUGGAGAUCAUAUCUGUGUCCGGUAAUUAUUGUACUGAUAAGAAACCUGCAGCUAUAAAUUGGGUUGAAGGUCGAGGAAAGUCUGUUGUUGCUGAAGCAAGAAUUCCUCGGGAUGCUGUCACAAAAGUUUUGAAAUCUGAUACUGACGCUCUUGUGGAGUUGAACAUUUCAAAAAAUUUAGUGGGAUCUGCAAUGGCAGGUGCCAUUGGAGGUUUCAACGCACAUGCUGCAAAUUUGGUUGCCGCAGUUUUUUUGGCUUGUGGUCAAGAUCCCGCUCAAGUAGUAGAGAGUGCAAAUUGUAUCACCUUGAUGGAUAAAGGUGCUGAUGGAGAAUUGAUCAUCUCUGUCUCUAUGCCAUCAAUAGAGGUUGGUACAAUUGGAGGUGGAACUAUUCUUGAUGCGCAAGGUUCAAUGUUGGAGUUGUUAGGUGUAAGAGGCCCUCACCAAACACAACCUGGUGCAAACGCACAGCAAUUAGCUAAAAUUGUUGCUUCUACAGUACUAGCCGCGGAAUUGUCUCUUGCAUCUGCCCUUGCUGCGGGUCAUCUUGUGCAAUCUCACAUGACUCAUAACAGGGGUGCUUCUGCACCUGCUUCUUCAACAAGUUGUAUAAAGUCAUAA
Lodderomyces oxycetoniae is the source of this 2877-nucleotide messenger RNA. It is a transcript of the gene HMG1, whose product is annotated as hydroxymethylglutaryl-CoA reductase (NADPH). Gene Ontology annotation, biological process: coenzyme A metabolic process; isoprenoid biosynthetic process; ergosterol biosynthetic process. The transcript has a single exon. Gene Ontology annotation, cellular component: peroxisomal membrane; endoplasmic reticulum membrane. The coding region runs from base 1 to 2877 and encodes 958 amino acids. Lineage: Eukaryota; Fungi; Ascomycota; Pichiomycetes; Serinales; Debaryomycetaceae. Gene Ontology annotation, molecular function: hydroxymethylglutaryl-CoA reductase (NADPH) activity; protein binding. The record is from RefSeq and is a predicted model, not a curated record.